UGAUACUUGGAUGCACUUAUAUCUGAAUUCAUCUCAACAAAAUUCAAUGCUAAAAAAACAGACGUACUAUUUUCAGACGAGAAGACAUUAUUGAUGCCUUCUAUACCGAUUGUUGGCACAACAAGACAUCGAAUUUUCUGGAAAAUUGCCGAAAUUGAUUCACGUCAGAGCGCAAUCGUGAGAGAUCAAUUCAGACAGUUGUUUCGAAUACACCGGCACGCGUGCAGCUAAAUUACGGUCAGACUCUUCGUUGUGUGUGUCACAACAUAUUUCUGAAAAGCAUUCCGUUUUCGGAGAACAGAAUGGCAGAGAUAGACUUGACUCCCGAACAGGAUGGAGGUGUGCUGAAGAAGAUCAUCAAGGAAGGAGUAGGAGAUGAGACUCCUUCGAACGGCUGUAAAGUAAAAGUCCACUAUACUGGUACCCUGCUAGAUGGCACAAAGUUUGAUUCCAGCAGAGAUAGGGAAAAACCAUUUAAAUUUGAUCUUGGGCGCAGCAGCGUCAUCAAAGGAUGGGAUAUUGGCGUUGCUUCUAUGAAGAAGGGUGAAAUUGCUGUGUUGACAUGCUCGCCGAAAUAUGCUUACGGCGAUAAUGGUAGUCCACCGUUGAUCCCAGCUGAAGCUACGUUGCAGUUUGAAAUUGAAUUGCUUGAAUGGCAUGGAGAAGAUUUGAGUCCGGGUAAAGAUAAAAGCAUCCAGAGAUUCCAAAUUACUGCUGGCAAAAAUUAUGAUAAUCCAGGGGAAGGCUCGAAUGUAAAGAUACACAUUGUUGGAAAGUACAACGAUCAAGUAUUCGAAGAUAGAGACGUAGAAUUUAUUCUUGGCGAAGGAGAAGGGGUGGGAAUAGUGGAAGGUGUAGAAAUAGCGCUACAGCGCUUUUUAAGUGGCGAGAAAUCUAGGUUACUAAUUAAAAGUAAAUAUGCAUUUAAGGAACAAGGAAAUCCAGAUUAUAAUAUUCCACCGAACGCAGAUGUUGAAUAUGAAGUAGAAUUACAGAACUUUGAGAAGGAAACAAGCAUAUGGUCGAUGAAAGCAUCAGAAAAAAUAGAACAAGCGAGGAUGCAAAAAGAAAAAGCAACGAAAUACCUGACGUCUGAUAAAAUUCAAUUAGCCAUUAAAGUGUUGCCGAAAGUUCACAAGUAUUUGAACGUUGCAGCGGAUUUUGAAAAUGAUCCCGAUCUGAAAAAGGAGAGGGAUAAUCUCUUAAUAGCGACUCACUUAAACCUCGCCUUAUGUUAUCAGAAAAUUGAUGAACCUUACUUGGCCAAAAACGAAUGUAUCAAAGCUCUGGAAGUGGAUCCGCUAAACGAGAAGGCACUGUUUAGAAAAGGACUGGCUAAUAUCAGGCUUGGAUCGCCAGAAGUUGCUAUUAAGGAUUUUCAAGAGGUUCUAAAAAUACAGCCGAAAAACACGGCCGCGUCUAAACAAAUUUUAAUCUGUCAAUCUCUUAUUAAGAAGCAAUUAGAUAAGGAGAAGAAACUUUACGCGAAUAUGUUUGAUAAAUUUGCACAGGAAGAUAAGCAGAAGGAGGAGCAAAAACUGAAGGAACAACCUGACGUGAUGCACGGGACUCUGGGAGAAUGGGGACAAGAAGAGAGACCCGGAGGUAGAGACGCGACUGCCUUCGAAAAGGAAAAUCCUAACAUACUCAUGCUCAACGCUAAUGGUUCUGGUGAAUUUAAAAACAUGUAAACAAUGGCCCUUUUUCUUCUCCCUGUUUUCCUUACACUGCCCCCGCGUAACUGCCAGUAAACUGGGAUCUAGCCAGUCUUUAUUUUCAGUGCCUUCUUGCUAUCUUUUACAAAAGUUGGAAACGCAUGUUACAUGCUAGUAUAUAUCAAAAUCAAAUUUUUAAUUCUCCGCGAAAUUUUUAAUUACGCAGCAAUCGCCUUGACUAGAAAAAUCUUUCAAUCUGAAAGAAACGAGCAUGAUUUGUCCUUGAAAAUAUAGUUUUAUUAAUGCAGUACAAUUUUUUUUUAAAUUAUAUAUAUGUGUUGUAUCUACCUCAAUGAUUGCGUUCCGGUUUGUUGUGAAAUUUUCUUCUGUAAAAUAAUUGCGCGACAAGGCCAUUGUUAUGUUAUCUUACAUUCUCCAAUUGUCAUUCCGUUUCUACAGUGCCAUUGUUUAAACUUUAAGACAUUCAUCAUGAUGUACAUUGUAGAUUUAGAAAAGAAUUAUGUAUUUAGUAUACACUCGUACGCAAUUUCUGUGAAUGGAAUGCGUCUGGAAUCAGAAUUUAAAAAAAUACUUGUAUAUCUAUAUAUUUGAAAUAUAUUGAUUAUGCACAGAGGUUAAUGCACACUUGUAGAAAU
Pogonomyrmex barbatus (red harvester ant) is the source of this 2311-nucleotide messenger RNA. RefSeq names its product FK506-binding protein 59kD (gene Fkbp59). Lineage: Eukaryota; Metazoa; Arthropoda; Insecta; Hymenoptera; Formicidae. The record is from RefSeq and is a predicted model, not a curated record. Gene Ontology annotation, molecular function: protein binding; peptidyl-prolyl cis-trans isomerase activity.